Molecule: messenger RNA, 762 nt
Organism: Acanthamoeba castellanii str. Neff
Lineage: Eukaryota; Discosea; Longamoebia; Acanthamoebidae
Product: 2oxoglutarate and iron-dependent oxygenase domain containing protein 2, putative
Exons: 2
Coding region: 1-762 (253 amino acids)
Molecular function (GO): oxidoreductase activity, acting on paired donors, with incorporation or reduction of molecular oxygen; L-ascorbic acid binding; iron ion binding
Source: RefSeq, a predicted model, not a curated record
AUGGACAGCCAGCAACUACCGAGACACUACACGCCGCUGCAUCCGGACCUGUACACGUACCACGAGGAGUUCAUCGAGCCCCGGUUACUGGAAGCGCUGCGCGAGGGCACGCAAGAUGCGAUCCUGAGCGUGAUGGACACUCCCCUGUUCGGCGUGUUCAAGUUUGCCUGCCUGCGGCGAGACUUCUGCGAUCGACUCAUCCAGGAGCUCGACCAUCUCGAGCGAAGCGGCGUCGAGAUGGCGCGACCCAACAGCAUGAAUCGCUACGGCGCCAUCCUCGACACAUGCGGAUUCAAGUCCCUCAUGGAUGAGAUCUGCGCCCGCAUCAUCUCGCCCAUCGCCGACAUCCUCUUCUCCUCGCUGCCCUCUCAAGCGCCGAGCAGAGAAGCCGAAGAUGGAGUCGGCAAGGGCAAGGGUCUUGGAUUGCGCUAUCAUCACGCCUUCACGGUCCGCUACUCGCCGACGCAAGACAAGAAGCUGGACAAGCACGUCGACAACGCCGACAUCACCCUCAACGUGUGCCUCGGGCGCGAGGGCUUCAAGGGCGGCCACCUCCUCUUCCAGGGCUGCAAGGACAGCGCCGUCGUGCGGCUCCCCAAGCAGCUCCACCGCUACGCCGCCGAGGAGCAGGAGCAUCGGGUGGACCACGAGAUCGGGACGGCGCUGAUCCACUUGGGCUCGCACAUCCACCAGGCGGUCAAGCUCGAGGAGGGCGAACGCAUCAACCUCAUCGUAUGGAGCAAGACCCUCCCCUUCGAGUAG